AUGGUUCGCUUCUCCGUUGCCGCAGCCCUCUUCGCUGCCACAGCACUUGCCAUCCCAAGCCCCCUCACACCAGACCCUUCCGGAGCCAAGAACGUCGGCAACGGGAAGGGCGUCCAGUUCAUCGGCGGCGCUUGUCUGAACAGCAAAGACUGCGCCUCGACAUGCUGCGCAACACUGAACGGCGCAGGCAUCUGUUCCGGGCUCGGAGCCCAGUUCCAGGCGGGCAAGACAGGGUGCGGUUUCGGCGACGGCGGUGCCGCCGCAGCAGCCCCUGCCGCCUCGCCGUCCAUGGCGGCUGCAGCGGAUACCGGGAACAACAAUGCCGGCGGGGCAGCAACAGGCGCGGCGGGCUCUCAGAACGUCGGCAAGGGUAACGGGCAGCAGUUCAUCACCGGGCAGUGCCUGACGGACGCGGACUGCGCGUCGGGGUGCUGCGCGGGGCUGAACGGCAAAGGAGCCUGUUCCGCCCGGGCAGUCGCAAACGAGAAUGGCAAGACCGGUUGCGGGUUCGGCGGCGCCGGAGGUGCGGCCGGAGCGGGCACGGAUGCCGAGGCCGCCGCGCCGUCUACGCCAGCCCAAGCUGCCCCGGCUGCACCGGCCGCCCCGGCUACUGGCAACGCGGGCUCUGGGGCCGCGGCAGGCGACGCUCAGGGAGCGCCCGGAUCUCAGAACGUUGGAAAGGGCAACGGGCAGCAGUUCAUCACGGGCCAGUGCACUUCAGAUGCGGAUUGUGCCUCUGGAUGCUGCGCCGGUCCGAAGGGGGUUUGCUCUGCGAGGGCGGUUGCGACAGAGCAAGGGAAGACAGGAUGCGGCUUCACCGCGGCGUAA
This is a messenger RNA of Colletotrichum karsti, 828 nucleotides long. Its product is annotated as biotrophy-associated secreted protein 2. The transcript has 2 exons. The record is from RefSeq and is a predicted model, not a curated record. Lineage: Eukaryota; Fungi; Ascomycota; Sordariomycetes; Glomerellales; Glomerellaceae. The coding region runs from base 1 to 828 and encodes 275 amino acids.